Messenger RNA from Paramecium pentaurelia, 522 nucleotides. The record is from the annotation of a GenBank genome assembly. Lineage: Eukaryota; Ciliophora; Oligohymenophorea; Peniculida; Parameciidae.
AUGAAUUCCCUCUAAUAAUUCUAACUCCUUUUGACAAACAAAGCUUCUAAUACUAAAAUGUUUUUGACUAGAUAGCAAAUUAUUGAUAAAGUCAAAAAAGAGAAAGAACUUUAACUAAUUUAAAAUAACAGAAUUCAAAACAAAAAAAUUUCUAAACCAUAAUCAGUAAUGAAAGUCUCUGUAGCUAAAUCAUCUACAUAAAAAUAAUCUUAACAGAAAAAAACAUUUAGUUGCUCUAAGUUUUAAAUUAAUGAAUUGGUUCCUGAUUAUGAAUUGAUUUGUAAAAAUACUCAUAAAACAUAAUAAAAUUCAUAAUCAACAUUAAAUACAGACUACUUUAAUUUUGUAAACACAAAAACUAAAGUCAUAAAAGAUAUAUAAGAUAGAUAAGAUGAAUUUUAAUAAAGUGAAUUUAAUUCUUCUUAAACUUUAUCAGGAUUAGGAUAAUAUUAAUAAAUGAAAAAUGAAUUGUUGAAAUCCUUUUUAGAUAUAGAAUAAAUGUUAUUAAGAAAAUCACAUUGA